This is a messenger RNA of Phycomyces blakesleeanus NRRL 1555(-), 681 nucleotides long. RefSeq lists its product as hypothetical. The annotation marks the transcript as partial. The transcript is spliced from 2 exons. Gene Ontology annotation, biological process: vesicle fusion with Golgi apparatus; endoplasmic reticulum to Golgi vesicle-mediated transport. Gene Ontology annotation, cellular component: membrane; trans-Golgi network. The record is from RefSeq and is a predicted model, not a curated record. NCBI's taxonomy places the organism in Eukaryota, Fungi, Mucoromycota, Mucoromycetes, Mucorales, Phycomycetaceae.
AAUGGUGAUAAUCUCCAAUUCUACAGCUCAUCUUAUGAUGACCAGUACAGCUCAUCUUACUAUAACGAUGGCAGCGCUCCACCUCCUGCUGGUGAUAUACGAUCCUCAAACUAUGAUUACGCAAGUGGCGGCUCGUCUAUCUGGAGCGCUUUGGGAACGGGCGGUUUUGCAGAUGAGCCUCCUCUUUUGGAAGAACUCGGGAUCAAUUUUGGACACAUCAAGACAAAGAGCUUGACGGUUUUAAAUCCUUUCCGUAGGGUACCCGACACUAUUAUGGAUGAUGCCGAUCUGGCGGGACCACUCUUAUUCUUGUUGUUGUUUGGAAUGUGCUUAUUGCUCUCAGGCAAGGUUCACUUUGGCUAUAUCUAUGGUGUUGGUGUCCUUGGUGUUGUGUCGAUAUACUUGAUCUUGAACCUAAUGAGCGAGAGUGGCGUGGACUGGACAAGAACGGCAAGUGUAUUGGGCUAUUGUUUGCUCCCAAUGGUGAUGUUGAGUGGCUUCAGUGUGGUGCUGAAAUUAGGAAGUGCCGUAGGUGUUGUAUUGUCUGUCUUGAGCAUCCUGUGGUGCACUUAUUCUAGCUCAGGAAUGUUCACAAGCGUGUUACAUAUGAGUGAACAGCGAUACUUGGUUGCAUACCCUGUUGGUCUAUUCUAUGCUUCUUUUGCACUGAUGACUGUCUUC